GAAAUGUGUUUGCAUGCUCGUCUCCGUGAGCGGGGAUGUAGAGGUGGGAUUGCGAGAGCGGAGAGGUUCGAGAGCCCACGCGUUCAGGCGUCCAGAAAAAGUGCUUUUGACCGUGAUUCGUCACCCGGUUCUGCGCGCUCUCGCCUCGCUCAGGGGCUCCAUGGUUUCCGGGAGCGCACAGUAAGCUUUUGCUGCUUUCGUUUUGACGUGGAUCGGCGCGGCAGGGAUCGGAGACGGACCGCUCGGACGGACACUCGGAGCCCUCCCCUUAGCUGGAAGCCGCCUUGGUAGUUUACCGUUUGCCAGUGGGAAGAUGACGGCUGAGGUGUAAAGCUGGUUCUUCAGUGCAAAGGCCUGCCUGCCAUUGGCUGGCCACUUUGUCAAAGAGGAGGCUCCUCCCUCAUCUGGGCAUCCAGUGGACUGAGACUACUGCCUGGCUCUUCCAUAGCUAAUCCCCUGUCCCCUCCCCAACCCCACCCCCCACCCUUCCACACACACACACAUACAAACACACAAUCACACCCUGGGGCUGGACCAUGUCUGGCGGACGGCCGGAGGGCAGCCGGACACCCGAGGCCCAGGACAAGGACAAAGAUAAGGACAAGGACCGGGAGCAGCAAAGCUGCAAGGAGGACAGCCCUGUUGUUGAACGGCGCAAUCGCAGCGGUAUCAUUAGCGAGCCCCUCAGCAAAAGUCUGAAAAGGUCUCGCACUCUUUCCCAGUACACUGCUGCCUGCCCUCAAAACACCAAUGGACUGAGCCAUAACGGCCAGGCCAAGGGAAAGGUCCAGUCUGGCCAGCACAAUCAGCAACAGCAGCAGCAGCAUCCGUCGUCCACGGCUUCGGCCCUGGUGCCUGCCAAAGCGGACAGGAGCCUGGAACAGGCACUUGAAGGACACAACGGCUUACUACACUUUGCUCAGGCAGCAGCACUGCUUAAGCGAGCAGGCAUGGAGCACAUGCUGCUGCCUGGGGGCAUGGGUGCAGGGGCGGGAGUGGGUGGAGUGGGCACUGAAGCAGGGUCGGGUGAUCUGGAGGGUGCAUCAGCAGGCGACACUGUGGGGGGCCUCACGGACUUCCCGUAUGGCAUAGGUGGUGGCUUUCCCUUCAACCCGGCUGGGCUUUUCAUCAUGACGCCGGCUGGUGUGUUCCUUGCCGACAGUGCCCUGCACAUGGCUGGCCUGGCUGAGUAUCCAGCACACAGUGAGCUGGCCUCUGCUAUUAAUGCCGGCAAAAAGAAGCGUAAACGUUGCGGUAUGUGUGCGCCCUGCCGGCGCAGGAUCAACUGUGAGCAAUGCAGCAGCUGCCGCAACCGCAAGACAGGUCACCAGAUCUGCAAGUUCCGCAAGUGUGAGGAGCUAAAGAAGAAACCAUCUGCUGCACUGGAGAAGGUGAUGCUGCCAACGGGAGCGGCGUUCCGGUGGUUCCAGUAGGGCUGUGACCUCCAACCUCCACCCAAAGCUCUGCCAUCAAGUGCAAUGCUAACUCUCGCUUGGGCCGACUCCAGCAACGACACUGGCUAGCAAGCAUACAAACCACGAAAAAAGAGAAAAACAAGCACCAGAAACUUCAUAUAAACACACACACACACACAAAUACACACAACAAAGCAGAAACGCUUACAAAAACGUAAUCAAUCGAAUAAUGGAUGCACCUACUUAUUCCUUGAACCAAAAAUUAAACAUAAUGAAAAAAAAUUAUGGCAACUUUCAUUCCCUUUUAUAUGUUUCCAUUUUGGUACCUUUUUGUCCUUUUUCCAGCAGGUUUUUUCUCUCGCUUAAACAUUUGAACAGUUCAUUGCCAAACAGAAAUGACAGACUGAGUGUGGACAAUCAACAAAAUUUCUGUGUUUGGUGUUAAUGUCGUUCACGUGUGGAAAGAUACAGUACUUGUGUAGAGAAUGUAAAUUUUACAGCUAUAUUUUAAAACUAGUGGCUCAUGGCAAGCACUAUUGUAAUUUAGCACCGUUGUUCUUACUUAAACCUCUGUAUUUUAUGGAUUUUUUUUUUUUUUUUUUUAUUUUAAAUUUAUAGUUUGGAAAAACUGAUCAAUGUUUGUCAUUUCAGAAGAAAAAAAAAGAAAUAAUUUCAAGAUGUAAAAAUCCCAUUUUUCUGAAUGGAAUGAAAGAACAAAUAUAUAUGUCGAGACCCCACGGUAUAGUGUAUAGUCAGGAUAGAUGAUGACUGUUGUACAUGUGGGGUUACUACUACUGGAAGUUCCUUGACCACCAAACCAUCCAUCUGUCCUAACACUUAAGUCUGCACUGUUUUGUUGUAAGACUGUGGCCAUAUAUUCGUUACGAUGUCUCCGUUGUGCAGGUGUGGAUUCAUCCUCCCAAGCACUUGGAGACAGCACUUACUCUGCCCAAUGAAACGCACUGAAAAAUUCUUCUUUUUUUUAUUUUAUUUGUUUCUUGGUUACUCUUUUAUUUCCAUGACAUUGCCAGUAGCUACAUCUUUUAAAAUGAACAGCGAUGUUUGUAUUGGAAUUAGAAGUAUGGGCUGGUUUUGUGAAUAAAACAAAUGCAUGUA
Molecule: messenger RNA, 2531 nt
Organism: Tachysurus vachellii
Lineage: Eukaryota; Metazoa; Chordata; Actinopteri; Siluriformes; Bagridae
Gene: cxxc5a
Product: CXXC finger protein 5a
Exons: 3
Coding region: 537-1433 (298 amino acids)
Cellular component (GO): nucleus
Molecular function (GO): methyl-CpG binding; zinc ion binding
Source: RefSeq, a predicted model, not a curated record